GAUGAAUCGACUUGUGGUUAUCAAUGCAGCUCUAUUUGUCCUCACUGCAAUCAGUGCUGCAGGCGGUUCGUGGUGUUACCAUGAUCCUAGCUGUGGUGACACCACUUGGUCCACCAUUGCCUCAGAACAUUGCAAUGGAUCGCGACAGUCUCCCAUCAACAUCGUCUCCGCAUCAGCAGUGGGCGAUGAAACCCUGACUGCCUUCACCUUCACCAAAUACGGAGACAAUUAUACAAUGAACAAGAUGAAGAACACUGGCAAAACUGUCAAAGUCAAGCUGACGAGUGGAGUCCAGAUUGCAGGCGGGGCCCUGUCUGAGGCCUAUGACAGCCUGCACUUUCACCUCCACUGGGGGAAUGGUACCUCAGUACCUGGGUCGGAGCACACAGUGGAUGGAACCCGCUACCCCAUGGAGUUGCACAUAGUAAAUGCAAAGUCUUCGCACAACGGUAACACGACCACGGCCGUUGCAGACAGCACGGGACUCGCUGCUCUUGGCUUCUUCAUAGAGGUGAGAGGAUGCUUUAACCUUCCUAGAAAUGGCAUCCAUUUUUCCAUUCCCGUACCAGGCAAUGUGACUGGUUCACCAGCAGCCUGGAAUACCCUGACAUCCUACUUGGCCAACAUCACACUAAAAGAUGAUAUUGUGAACAUUACUCAUGCUAUUUCAUUGGAUGAGCUCCUGGAAGGGGUGGACCGUACCAAAUACUACCGUUACCUUGGCUCCCUGACCACUCCAAAUUGCAACGAGGCUGUGGUUUGGACCGUGUUCAAGGACCCUAUCAAAGUCAGCCAGGACUUGGUGAGUUUGUGA
Messenger RNA from Oncorhynchus tshawytscha (Chinook salmon), 814 nucleotides. Its product is annotated as carbonic anhydrase 12-like. Gene Ontology annotation, cellular component: plasma membrane. Bases 2 to 814 code for a protein of 270 amino acids. The record is from RefSeq and is a predicted model, not a curated record. The transcript is spliced from 7 exons. Gene Ontology annotation, molecular function: zinc ion binding; carbonate dehydratase activity. Lineage: Eukaryota; Metazoa; Chordata; Actinopteri; Salmoniformes; Salmonidae.